UAUCGCUCCAGCCCGACUUAUUACUGUUUUUGGCAUAUUGAAUAUGCCAUGGGUAACUUGCCUGGCUCUGCCAUGCUGGUGGGAUACUCUUGGUAGCUUGCUGGGCUCUCCGAGAGGGAUGGAAGAAUUGAACCUGGGUCAGCCACGUGCAAGGCAAAUGCCCUACCUGCUGUGCUAUGGCUCCAGCAUGUUUGGUCAAAGAGGAUGGCCUUCACUGUUUACAGACGGACGGUCUUCAGCCAAGGGUAUACAAAUAGCUGCACUCCCCUGCUAGAACCUCCAAACAAGCUCUCUCAAGGCUAAAAAAGUACCCUUCUGAUUCUUGCUGAGAGCCAUUGGGACGUUCAACGUCACUGUCACUGUCAUCCCAUUGCUCAUCGACUUGUUCGAGCGGGCACCAGUAACGUCUCUCAUUGUGAGACUUGUUACUGUUUUUGGCAUAUCCAAUAUGCCACGGGUAGCUUGCCAGGCUCUGCCGUGUGGGGCAGAGGAAUCGAACACGGGUCAGCCUCGUGAAAGGCGAACGCCCUACCACUGUGCUAUCGCUCCAGCCUGGGACAUGCAAUAGAGAUGGCAAUAGGACCAGGCCAGGCUGGGGAACCCCACCUGACCCCGUUGACUGCUGCUAGGCAAGGCCUCCCUGUAUCUCCAGCCUUGCCUCUGGUGUGUGGGGGAAGCGCUGCUCAGGCCUGAUGCUGAUCUCUUCUGACAGCUGCUCCUGAGGCCAGCAGGGUAGGGAGGGCAGGGAGGAGGGACCAGAUUUAAAGGUUCAGCUGUCCCGCCCCCUGCCAGACCUGGGAGGGCAGUCGCUGGUGAGCAUCCUGAGGCUGCGGCUCUCACGGGAAUGAGAAGUCAGGCACCUCAACUCUGAUUCUUGCUACCAGGAUUAUCCCGUCCUCAUUCCUUCUAGCCAGAAGACUCGUGGCUCCCACCAUGCGAUUUCGAUGCUUCACUCCUGGCUACUACCGGUUACUCCAGAUGCAAGUAGACGGGGAGCUAAAGGCAGAGCCCCGGCGCCCACUGGCUGGCCUGACGGCUACACUGCUGGCCGUGCUCGGACUGAGUAGCUCCUGCUAUGCCGUGUGGAAGAUGAUGGAGCAGCAGCGGCAGUCACAGGCCCACGGCGAAUCUGGGCUCCGGUGGUAGGUGACUCAGAGGGUCCAGUCUGGGGAGCGCCCCUUUUUUUCUGAAUUCGGUCUCUGUCUUCUCUUUAUCAUAAACUGAAUGGUAUCAGCCUGAUUCUAUUUCCCUCCCCUCUAUCCCUACUGUACUUGGGCUCCCCCAGAGCCCCCAGUU
Sorex araneus (European shrew) is the source of this 1296-nucleotide messenger RNA. It is a transcript of the gene ZNF593OS, whose product is annotated as ZNF593 opposite strand. The transcript has 2 exons. Lineage: Eukaryota; Metazoa; Chordata; Mammalia; Eulipotyphla; Soricidae. The record is from RefSeq and is a predicted model, not a curated record. Bases 934 to 1146 code for a protein of 70 amino acids.